This is a messenger RNA of Oryctolagus cuniculus (rabbit), 3705 nucleotides long. It is a transcript of the gene SLC20A2, whose product is annotated as solute carrier family 20 member 2. NCBI's taxonomy places the organism in Eukaryota, Metazoa, Chordata, Mammalia, Lagomorpha, Leporidae. Gene Ontology annotation, cellular component: membrane. Gene Ontology annotation, molecular function: phosphate transmembrane transporter activity. Gene Ontology annotation, biological process: phosphate ion transmembrane transport. The record is from RefSeq and is a predicted model, not a curated record.
GGCUGCCGUUCGGUUUAGCCAGGGUUCGCUCUCUGAGUUGUAGAAGUGUUUACCCAAGUGGAAGUGAGUAGGCUGGCCCGUGCCUUCGCGGCCUCGUGCGAUAGGGUAUCUGUUUUAGACGUCCCGAGUGUUUGUGAUCGGCAGAGCACUUCUGAAGCACCCUGGCUCGCAUUCCCUCUGAGGCUGCUUGAGGAGACAUCCCAGCUCUCCCAGAUCGGGAGGGAAAAUAUGGAAUGCAUUUUCCCGCUGACUGAACACAACCCAAUGAGCUGGACUGACAGCCGCUUGAAAACCAGCAGUUAGCAGUUUGUUUGGGCUCCAACGUGGCCCAGCACGUUCCAGAGCACACGCGCUGUUUACGGGGACUCUCGGCCUUAACCACGUUUGUCACCUGCAGCUUUGUGUAAAAUAACUCCUGCAAGAGAGAAGGAGUGCCCGGAGCCCACUGUGUCAGCAUGGCCAUGGAGGAGUACCUGUGGAUGGUAAUCUUGGGUUUUAUCAUAGCUUUCAUCCUGGCGUUCUCUGUUGGGGCGAAUGACGUUGCCAAUUCGUUCGGCACAGCCGUGGGAUCCGGCGUGGUGACCUUGAGGCAGGCAUGCAUCUUGGCUUCGAUCUUUGAAACCACCGGCUCCAUGUUGUUGGGAGCCAAAGUGGGCGAGACCAUCCGCAAAGGCAUCAUUGAUGUGAACCUGUACAACGAGACCGUAGAGACGCUUAUGGCCGGAGAAGUCAGCGCCAUGGUUGGUUCGGCGGUGUGGCAGCUGAUUGCGUCGUUCCUGAGGCUGCCCAUCUCUGGCACCCACUGCAUCGUAGGCGCCACCAUAGGAUUCUCGCUCGUCGCCAUCGGCACGAAAGGCGUGCAGUGGAUGGAGCUCGUCAAGAUUGUUGCUUCUUGGUUUAUAUCUCCACUCUUAUCUGGUUUCAUGUCUGGCGUGCUGUUCAUACUGAUCAGAAUUUUCAUCCUUAAAAAGGAGGACCCCGUUCCCAACGGCCUCCGGGCGCUUCCCGUGUUCUAUGCUGCGACCAUAGCAAUAAAUGUGUUUUCCAUCAUGUACACAGGAGCACCAGUGCUGGGCCUGGUCCUCCCGCUGUGGGCAAUCGUCCUCAUCUCCUCCGGCGUGGCGCUGCUCUUCGCCCUCUUCGUGUGGCUCUUCGUGUGUCCCUGGAUGAGGAGGAAGAUCGCAGACAAACUACAGAAAGAAAGCGCUUUGUCGCGAGCAUCUGACGAAAGUCUCGGUCAAGUCCAGGAGGCCGAGUCCCCAGCAUUCAAGGAGCUCCCGGGCGCCAAGGCCAGUGAUGACAGCACCGUCCCUCUGACCGGACCCGCCGGGGAGCCAGCUGCCACUGCCGAGGGUGCCCCAGCCGGACACCACCCCCGGGCCACCUAUGGAAGGGCCCUUUCCAUGACUCACGGCUCUGCAAAGUCCCCCAUCUCCAACGGCACGUUCGGCUUUGACGGGCACGCGAGGAGCGACGGGCACGUGUACCACACGGUGCACAAGGACUCAGGGCUGUACAAGGACCUGCUGCACAAGAUCCACAUCGACAGGGGCCCGGAGGAGAAGCCCGCCCCGGAGAGCAGCUACCGCCUGCUGCGCCGCAACAACAGCUACACCUGCUACACGGCCGCCAUCUGCGGGCUGCCCGUGCACGCCACGUUCAAGGCCGCCGACGCGCCCUCGGCCCCCGAGGACAGCGAGAAGCUGGUGGGCGACGCCGUGUCCUACUCCAAGAAGCGACUGCGCUACGACAGCUACUCGAGCUACUGCAACGCCGUGGCGGAGGCCGAGAUCGAGGCCGAGGAGGGCGGCGUGGAGAUGAAGCUGGCGUCCGAGCUGGCCGACGCCGCGCCGCCGCACGAGGACCCGGCCGAGGAGGAGAAGGAGGAGAAGGACACGGCCGAGGUCCACCUGCUCUUCCACUUCCUGCAGGUCCUCACCGCCUGCUUCGGAUCCUUCGCCCACGGCGGCAACGACGUGAGCAACGCCAUUGGGCCCCUUGUGGCUCUGUGGCUGAUUUACAAACAAGGCGGGGUGAUGCAGGAAGCCGCCACUCCCAUCUGGCUGCUGUUUUACGGAGGAGUUGGCAUCUGCAUGGGCCUCUGGGUCUGGGGGAGAAGAGUGAUCCAGACCAUGGGGAAGGACCUCACUCCUAUCACGCCAUCCAGCGGCUUCACCAUCGAGCUGGCCUCGGCCUUCACCGUGGUGAUCGCCUCCAACGUGGGACUUCCAGUCAGCACCACGCACUGCAAGGUGGGCUCCGUGGUGGCUGUGGGCUGGAUCCGCUCCCGGAAGGCCGUGGACUGGCGCCUCUUCCGGAACAUCUUCGUGGCCUGGUUUGUGACGGUCCCCGUGGCCGGGCUGUUCAGUGCUGCGAUCAUGGCUCUCCUCAUGUACGGGAUCCUCCCAUACGUGUGACCCGUCUCGCUUCCACGGGACCGGGUGGUAUGGGAGUAUGUGGCCGCCGCGUGUCCUCAUGUCUCACACACACACACCCUGUCCGCCAGGCUGCAAAUGCACCUCCCAGAGCUAACUUCACUACUGCACAUAACACUACGCAUUCAGCCGGUAUCAUGGUGACAGGAUGUGGUGCGGUUCCUUAUAUAUUAAACUGCAUAUUGUACACAUAGAAUAGGUAGCAUUAUUACAAACGUACUCAACUUGGGAGUGGAGAUAAUUGCCUAGAACUCAGUCCCCGGUCAAUCCUGUACAUAAUGAUUUCAAUGGCAGAUGGCAAGACAGUUCUCAAAGGAAAGCGUGGACUGGAAGGUGAUCUCUCGUCCAGGCGACAUCUUCCCCUUUGACUACUGUAAGAGAAGUGAGCAGCAGGAUACGCACACGGCCGACUCGGGCGGGUGAGGCUGGCAAGGGGCCCACAAGUGCUUUUCACUGCAGACAGCUGUGUACUGGUUCUUGUACAGUAGACCCUCGUGGCUUUUGUAAAUACUGAAAAACUGUAAUUUUUGUAACGGUGUGUGUUUCCCUUUCACUUUUUCUGAUCCGAGAUUUUUGGAAAGUACCAAAGAAGCAGGGGUAUAGUUUGCCAGUAUUAUAUUUUCAUAUUGUGCGUCUCCCCUCGUCCUUAACCACUACCGCCCUCCUGGGAGGCGGCCACACCAGCCCGAUGCCCACCCGCCCGGGGCACCGUGUGGCUGAGGCCCCAGUCACCCAUCGCCAGCAGGUCACACUUUGGAUCCCCCACCCACCAGCAGCCCCACCCUCCCCCCACACACACAGACCACUGCCACCAUGACCCAGAUCCCAGGCAGCCCUGCCGUGGCCGUCACCGUCAUCAGCAUAGCGCGUGCCAACGUGCCAAUGUGUGUGUCCAGUGCAGACUCCCAGCCCUCUCCCUGCGGCCUGUGGAGCGGAGUUCCCACCUCCAGUGUGAAAGGCGUGCGGGCCUUCUCCCGUGCUUUGCCACUCUAGAUCCCAGGGGCAGGAAGAGGGAACGUGAGCAAACGCACUGGCCGUGGGGCUCUCUCCGAGGCCUUGACCAAGCUGACCAUGCCAAUGCUCUACUGUAGCCCCAGCAGAUUCUCUUCUUUUUUUGUUGACAGCGGGAGGAAGUGUGACUAAUGUCAGAGCCUGAAACUAUGGAAAUGCUGCUAAAAUUUUUAUAUUGACAAACAUUUUCUCGGUACUUCAUUGUGAUUUUGCAUUAAUCAACCACAUUAAAUUUAUAAUAAAAAAAAGCCCCUCCAAA